Molecule: messenger RNA, 507 nt
Organism: Hordeum vulgare subsp. vulgare (domesticated barley)
Lineage: Eukaryota; Viridiplantae; Streptophyta; Magnoliopsida; Poales; Poaceae
Exons: 2
Coding region: 1-507 (168 amino acids)
Source: RefSeq, a predicted model, not a curated record
AUGCCCGCGAAUAGGGCAGGCGGCGGCCCGUCUAAUCCGGCGACAGGAGGAGCACACGAGGCCGACGACGGUCGCGAGACCACCACAGCAGGUCGCCGUCCCGAGGCGACGUGCGUGCAGAUUGGGGUUGGCGUGAGACGCAGAUUGACGGAGCUGCCGGCCUCUGCCCAGAACGGGAGGCCCGGAUCCGAGCCGGCGGCCGCGCCUGAGGUGGAGGUGCAACUCGUCCGCCGCGGCCGGGGGCCGGUGGCCGUGUUCCGGUCGCCCCUGUGCGGGUACACGCAGGACCAGCUGGAGGUGGGGGAUAUCCUGGAGAGGCACGGCCUCAAGUCCGUCUUCGCCUUCGACGCCGCCUCCCGCGCGCGCGGUGUCGCCAUCCAUUCAACCCCCCGCAACGGCCGCUCCCUCCUCCCCUACGUCGCCGACUCCACCAUCUUCCUUGACGGCGAGCCCAAGGUAAGUCUCCACACCUAUUUUGUGUGGGGUGUUUUGAGGGUUGGGGAUUGA